UGAGUGGAGCCUCGGGAAGGAGCCGCUCUGCUCUGUUGCCUGGGUCUCUGUGGGCAGCAUCGGAGGGGGCACGGAGGGAGGAGGCGGCGGCAGAGAGGAGGGAGGCGUGUGAGCCACGCUCCUGGGCUCGCUCCUUCCCAGCUGCUCCCGCCUGGCAGUGCCCGGGCUCUCCACACCAGCAUGGCCCUGCUCGUCCACCUCAAGACGGUCUCGGAGCUGCGGGGCAAGGGCGACCGGAUCGCCAAAGUGACUUUCCGAGGGCAGUCCUUCCACUCCCGGGUCCUGGAGAACUGCGAGGAUGUGGCUGACUUCGACGAGAUCUUCCGGUGGCCGGUGGCCAGCAGCAUCGACAACAAUGAGGUGCUCGAGAUUCAGAUCUUCAACUACAGCAAAGUCUUCAGCAACAAGCUCAUCGGGACCUUCCGCAUGGUGCUGCAGAAGGUGGUAGAGGAGAGCCACGUGGAGGUGACCGACACGCUGAUUGAUGACAACAACGCUAUCAUCAAGACCACCCUGUGCGUGGAGGUCCGGUAUCAGGACACAGACGGCACCGUGGGCUCCUGGGAUGACGGGGACUUCCUGGGAGACGGGUCCCUUCAGGAGGAAGAGAAGGACAGCCAGGAGACGGAUGGUCUGCUUCCCGGCUCCCGCCUCAGCUCCCGGCCACCGGGCGAGAAGAGCUUCCGGAGCAAAGGCAAAGAGAAGACCAAGGGAGGCAGAGAUGGCGAGCACAAAACCGGGAGGAGCGUGUUCUCCGCCAUGAAGCUCGGGAAGAACCGGCUCCACAAGGAGGAAACCCACAGACAAGAUGAACCAGCAGUGCUGGAGAUGGACGACCUUGACCGCCUGGGCAUUCGCCUGGCAGAGGGGAUGGAUCCAGACUCCGUGUCUCUAGCUUCUGUGACAGCUCUCACCACCAAUGUCUCCAACAAGCGAUCCAAGCCAGACAUUAAGAUGGAGCCAAGUGCCGGGCGGCCCAUGGAUUACCAGGUCAGCAUCACGGUGAUCGAGGCGCGGCAGCUGGUGGGCCUGAACAUGGACCCCGUGGUGUGCGUGGAGGUGGGCGACGACAAGAAGUACACGUCUAUGAAGGAGUCCACUAACUGCCCCUACUACAAUGAGUACUUCGUCUUCGACUUCCACGUCUCUCCUGACGUCAUGUUCGACAAGAUCAUCAAGAUCUCGGUGAUUCACUCCAAGAACCUGCUGCGCAGCGGCACCCUGGUGGGGUCCUUCAAAAUGGACGUGGGGACCGUGUACUCCCAGCCCGAGCAUCAGUUCCACCACAAGUGGGCCAUCCUGUCCGACCCCGACGACAUCUCGGCUGGGCUAAAGGGCUACGUGAAGUGUGACGUCGCAGUGGUGGGCAAGGGGGACAACAUCAAGACGCCCCACAAGGCCAACGAGACGGAGGAGGAUGACAUCGAGGGGAACUUGCUGCUCCCCGAUGGUGUGCCUGCCGAACGCCAGUGGGCCCGCUUCUACGUGAAGAUCUACCGGGCAGAGGGGCUGCCCCGUAUGAACACCAGCCUCAUGGCCAACGUGAAGAAGGCGUUCAUCGGGGAGAACAAGGACCUGGUUGACCCCUACGUGCAGGUCUUCUUUGCUGGCCAGAAGGGCAAGACCUCGGUGCAGAAGAACAGCUACGAGCCGCUGUGGAAUGAGCAGGUCGUCUUCACGGACCUGUUCCCCCCGCUCUGCAAACGCAUGAAGGUGCAGAUCCGCGACUCGGACAAGGUCAACGACGUGGCUAUCGGCACCCAUUUCAUUGACCUGCGCAAGAUCUCCAACGACGGGGACAAAGGCUUCCUGCCCACGCUGGGCCCGGCCUGGGUGAACAUGUACGGCUCCACACGCAACUACACGCUGCUGGACGAGCACCAGGACCUGAACGAGGGCCUGGGUGAGGGCGUGUCCUUCCGUGCCCGCCUCAUGCUGGGCCUGGCUGUGGAGAUCCUGGACACCUCCAACCCUGAGCUCACCAGCUCCACGGAGGUGCAGGUGGAGCAGGCCACGCCUGUGUCAGAGAGCUGCGCGGGGAAAAUCGAAGAAUUCUUUUUAUUCGGAGCCUUUCUGGAAGCCUCAAUGAUCGACCGGAAAAACGGAGAAAAGCCAAUUACCUUUGAGGUCACCAUAGGCAACUAUGGGAAUGAGGUGGAUGGCCUGUCCCGACCCCAGCGGCCGCGACCUCAGAAGGAGCCCGGGGAUGAGGAGGAAGUGGAUCUGAUCCAGAACUCGAGUGACGAUGAGACGGAGGAGGGUGGGGACCUGGCCUCAGUCUCCUCCACCCCACCCAUGCGGCCCCAGAUCACCGACAGGAACUACUUCCACCUGCCCUACCUGGAGCACAAGCCCUGCAUCUACAUCAAGAGCUGGUGGCCAGACCAGCGCCGUCGCCUCUACAACGCCAACAUCAUGGACCACAUAGCAGACAAGCUGGAGGAAGGCCUGAACGACGUGCAGGAGAUGAUCAAAACGGAGAAGUCCUACCCCGAGCGCCGACUGCGGGGCGUCCUGGAGGAGCUGAGCUGUGGCUGCCGCCGUUUCCUCUCCCUCGCCGACAAGGAUCAGGGCCACAUGUCCCGUACCAGGCUGGACAGGGAGCGCCUCAAAUCGUGCCUGCGGGAGCUGGAGAGCAUGGGGCAGCAGGCGAAGACCCUGCGGGCGCAGGUGAAGCGCCACACGGUGCGGGACAAGCUGAGGCUGUGCCAGAACUUCCUGCAGAAGCUGCGCUUCCUGGCGGACGAGCCCCAGCACAGCAUCCCCGACGUCUUCAUCUGGAUGAUGAGCAACAACAAACGCAUCGCCUACGCCCGGGUGCCCUCCAAGGACCUGCUCUUCUCCAUGGUGGAGGAAGAGCUGGGCAAGGACUGCGCCAACUGGGGCUCAGAGUUUGGCUCUGGCUUCUUCAAAGGGCCGCUGCCCGGCAAGCGGGGCUUCGGCUCGAUGGGCUGGACGGUGCAGGCCAAGGUGGAGCUCUACCUGUGGCUGGGCCUCAGCAAGCAGCGCAAGGACUUCCUGUGCGGCCUGCCCUGCGGCUUCGAGGAGGUGAAAGCGGCCCAGGGCCUGGGCCUGCACUCCUUCCCACCCAUCAGCCUGGUCUACACCAAGAAGCAGGUGUUCCAGCUCCGGGCGCACAUGUACCAGGCCCGCAGCCUCUUCGCCGCGGACAGCAGCGGCCUCUCGGACCCUUUCGCCCGUGUCUUCUUCAUCAACCAGAGUCAGUGCACAGAGGUGCUGAAUGAGACCCUGUGCCCCACCUGGGACCAGAUGCUGGUGUUCGACAACCUGGAGCUGUACGGCGAGGCUCAUGAGUUGCGGGAUGAUCCCCCCAUCAUUGUCAUUGAAAUCUACGACCAGGACAGCAUGGGCAAAUGCGACUUCAUGGGCCGGACCUUCGCCAAGCCCGUGGUGAAGAUGGCUGACGAGGCGUACUGCCCGCCCCGCUUCCCGCCCCAGCUCGAGUACUACCAGAUCUACCGCGGCAACGCCACGGCCGGAGACCUUCUGGCCGCCUUCGAGCUGCUGCAGAUCGGGCCAGCAGGAAAGGCCGACCUGCCACCCAUCAAUGGCCCGGUGGACACAGAUCGCGGUCCCAUCAUGCCCGUUCCCGUGGGCAUCCGGCCCGUGCUCAGCAAAUACCGAAUCGAGGUGCUGUUCUGGGGCCUGCGGGACCUGAAGCGGGUGAACCUGGCCCAGGUGGACCGGCCGAGGGUGGACAUCGAGUGUGCGGGGAAGGGGGUACAGUCAUCCAUGAUCCACAAUUACAAGAAGAACCCCAACUUCAGCACCCUUGUCAAGUGGUUUGAAGUGGACCUCCCGGAGAACGAGCUACUGCACCCGCCCUUGAACAUCCGUGUGGUGGACUGCCGGGCCUUCGGCCGCUACACCCUGGUGGGCUCCCACGCCGUUAGCUCCCUUCGGCGCUUCAUCUACCGGCCCCCGGACCAUUCAGCCCCCAACUGGAACAGCACCGGGGAGGUCGUGGUGAACAUGGAGCCAGAGGUGCCCGUCAAGAAGCUGGAGACCAUGGUGAAGCUGGACGCGACUUCUGAUGCCGUCAUCAAGGUGGAUGUGGCUGACGAGGAGAAGGAGAAGAAGAAGAAGAAGAAGAAGGGCAGCUCGGACGAGCCGGAGGAGGAGGAGCCGGAUGAGAGCAUGCUGGACUGGUGGUCCAAGUACUUCGCCUCCAUCGACACCAUGAAGGAGCAACUUCGACAGCAAGAUGCCUCAGGAAUGGACUCGGAGGAGAAAGAGGAGAUGGACAACAUUGAGGGCCUGAAGGGGCCGAUGAAGAAGGCAAAGGCCGCAAAGGAGGAGAAGAAGAAGAGAACCCAGAGUCCCGGGCCUGGCCAGGGGCCUGAGGCCCCUGAGAAGAAGAAAUCCAAGAUUGACGAGCUCAAGGUGUACCCCAAGGAGCUGGAGGCAGAGUUCGACCACUUCGAGGACUGGCUGCACACCUUCAACCUGCUUCGAGGCAAGACAGGCGAUGACGAAGAUGGCUCCACCGAGGAGGAGCGCAUCGUCGGCCGGUUCAAGGGCUCCCUCUGCAUGUACAAAGUGCCACUCCCAGAGGAUGUGUCCCGGGAAGCCGGAUACGACCCCACCUAUGGCAUGUUCCAGGGCAUUCCCAGCAACGACCCCAUCAACGUGCUGGUCCGAGUCUAUGUGGUCCGGGCCACAGACCUGCACCCGGCAGACAUCAACGGCAAAGCGGACCCCUACAUCGCCAUCCGGCUGGGCAAGACUGACAUCCGGGACAAGGAGAACUACAUCUCCAAGCAGCUCAACCCUGUCUUUGGGAAGUCCUUCGACAUCGAGGCGUCCUUCCCCAUGGAAUCCAUGCUGACGGUGUCCGUGUAUGACUGGGACCUGGUCGGCACCGAUGACCUCAUCGGGGAAACCAAGAUUGACCUGGAGAAUCGCUUCUACAGCAAGCACCGCGCCACCUGCGGCAUCGCCCAGACCUACUCCAUACACGGCUACAAUAUCUGGCGGGACCCCAUGAAGCCCAGCCAGAUCCUGACCCGCCUGUGCAAGGAGGGCAAAGUGGACGGCCCCCACUUCGGGCCCCCCGGGAGGGUGAAGGUGUCCAACCGCGUCUUCACCGGGCCCUCCGAGAUGGAAGAUGAGAACGGUCAGAGGGGGCCCACGGAUGAGCACGUGGCGCUGUGCGCCCUGCGGCACUGGGAGGACAUCCCCCGAGUGGGCUGCCGUCUGGUGCCGGAGCACGUGGAGACACGGCCGCUGCUCAACCCUGACAAGCCGGGAAUCGAGCAGGGCCGCCUGGAGCUGUGGGUGGACAUGUUCCCCAUGGACAUGCCGGCCCCUGGGACGCCUCUGGACAUCUCCCCCCGGAAGCCCAAGAAGUACGAGCUGCGGGUCAUCGUGUGGAACACGGAUGAGGUGGUCCUGGAGGACGAUGACUUCUUCACUGGGGAGAAGUCCAGCGACAUUUUUGUGCGGGGGUGGGUGAAGGCCCCGGCUGGGGGCAUGGGCAGGGGGGGGGCAUGGGGUGGGGGGGACGCCGACCACUUCUCCGCCGACGACUUCCUGGGGGCCAUCGAGCUGGACCUGAACCGGUUCCCCCGGGGCGCGAAGACGGCCAAGCAGUGCACCAUGGAGAUGGCCACGGGGGAGGUGGACGUGCCCCUGGUCUCCAUCUUCAAGCAGAAGCGUGUCAAAGGCUGGUGGCCCCUCCUGGCCCGCGAUGAGAAUGACGAGUUCGAGCUCACGGGCAAGGUGGAGGCAGAGUUGCAUCUCCUGACAGCGGAGGAGGCGGAAAAGAAUCCAGUGGGCAUUGCCCGCAACGAACCUGACCCCCUAGAGAAACCCAACCGGCCCGACACCGCCUUCGUCUGGUUCCUCAACCCCCUCAAGUCCAUCAAGUACCUCAUCUGCACGCGGUACAAGUGGCUCAUCAUCAAGAUCGUGCUGGCGCUGCUGGCGCUGCUCAUGCUGGGCCUCUUCCUCUACAGCCUCCCCGGCUACAUGGUCAAGAAGCUCCUGGGGGCGUGAGGUCCCUGCAUCCUCCCCGGGGCACCCCUCCUGGGCCUGUGCGUUUUCCCCUCCCCUGGCGUGGGCUUUCCAGACUCCCUGGGGAGCCUCAGGAGCCCCUGUCCACCCUCCAGGCCUCGGGUCCAAGGAGCCCCCCUGCACAUCCUCUCCUCCUCAAGCCAGCUGCUCCCGGGGCCCUGCCCCUCUGGUCCUGCCUGUGGGUGGGGGGUCUGCCCCACCUGGCUGAGGCACCCCCCUUCUUCAGGCCCCGGCUCCAGAGGAAGCCACCCCAAACCCUCCCCCAGGCCUUCCAGUCAAGGACUAAAGCUUUAAUGAAAUUAUCUGAGAAUCAUGCAUGGGCCAGGGCCCAGGGCGUUCUAAAAAUAUGAGCAAAAAGCAUCACCCUCCGCUCCCCUCUGACAUAGCCUGUGAGGGCAGUGGCACCACCAGUCUUUAUCCUACACGAGUGGGCAGACCUUCCGAGAGUGGGCAGACCUUCUGACUAACCCUGGGGGUGGCUCCUCCUCCUGCCGGGGCAGCCGUUUACCACCCCCCCUUGCCCAGCUGUGAGGUUUUAUCCAUGCCCAGAACUUCCUCUGCCAGGCUAGUGCCCUCCCCGCCCUGCCCAGCGGGCCCCUCCAGGCCCUCCAGUGGCAGCGGGCCUUUGCACUGGAAGUGCUGCCCUGCCUGCGUGAGCUGGGUUUCACUUGGCUGUCUUUCCUUUCUUGAGUGGUGAUUUUUCUCUUAAUAAAAGAAAUCCAACACUGAGCUGACGAGUCUGCUCAAGUAGGGGGUCAGGAGUGGGGUGCAGGGCCGGCGGGCACUCGGAGGUUGGCGAACUCGGCACCAGCCGGCCCCUCUGGCUUUCCCUGUGGGUGGCCUCGUGGCCCGGGG
Molecule: messenger RNA, 6891 nt
Organism: Myotis davidii
Lineage: Eukaryota; Metazoa; Chordata; Mammalia; Chiroptera; Vespertilionidae
Gene: OTOF
Product: otoferlin
Exons: 47
Coding region: 181-6018 (1945 amino acids)
Biological process (GO): plasma membrane organization; synaptic vesicle priming
Cellular component (GO): synaptic vesicle membrane; presynaptic active zone membrane
Molecular function (GO): calcium ion binding; AP-2 adaptor complex binding
Source: RefSeq, a predicted model, not a curated record